Molecule: messenger RNA, 1418 nt
Organism: Anolis sagrei ordinatus
Lineage: Eukaryota; Metazoa; Chordata; Lepidosauria; Squamata; Anolidae
Gene: HMCES
Product: 5-hydroxymethylcytosine binding, ES cell specific
Biological process (GO): DNA damage response
Molecular function (GO): single-stranded DNA binding
Source: RefSeq, a predicted model, not a curated record
GGCGCUUUUGAAAGCCGAGAGGCGGAGGAGGAGGAGGAGGGACCACCAGCGGGGCCAAGAGGCGGGACUGAGAGCAGCAUCAGAGGCGCUCAGUCUUAGGCGAGCGGGCGGCCUGAGAGGCUCCGAGAGAGAGAAUUGGGAUCCAAGACAGACCUGUAGGCCACUGAUUUGAAUGCAUAGGCCGCUGGUGAAGGAUGUGUGGCCGUACAGCCGUUUCACUGGGAGCAGAUCGUAUCCGCCGUGCCUGUGCAUACCGUGAUACCCAAGGGAGGAGAAGGCAUCCUGAAUGGAAAAAUGCUGACCAGUAUGAACCAUCUUACAACAAGAGCCCACAGUCUAACAACCCAGUGCUCCUCUCCCGAAAGCACUUGGAGAAGGACGCUGGAUCUUCUGAGCGGAUUCUGAUGGCCAUGCGUUGGGGGCUGGUUCCAACCUGGUUCAAGGAAGCUGACCCAUCUAAAAUGCAGUACAACACUUCCAAUUGUCGUAGUGAUACCAUGAUGCAGAAACUCUCCUAUAAGGGACCUCUUGUAAAAGGCAAACGCUGUGUGGUACUGGCUGAAGGUUAUUAUGAGUGGCAGCAACGUAACGGACAGAAGCAACCCUAUUUCAUUUACUUUCCCCUGAAUGAGCAAGAAACGUUUAUCAAAUCUGAUGCGGAGGAGGAAGAUCUGAAGGAGGAUAAGAGGCUACUCACCAUGGCUGGCAUUUUCGAUUGCUGGGAUCCUCCAAAUGGAGGAGAAACACUAUACAGCUACACCGUCAUCACAGUAGAUGCUUCUAAAGCUGUAAGCUCCAUCCAUAACAGGAUGCCAGCUAUCCUGGAUGGGGAUGAUGCUGUUAGUAAAUGGUUGGACUUUGCAGAAAUACCCACACAAGAAGCACUGAAGGUUAUCCACCCCACAGAAAAUCUUGCCUUUCAUCCAGUGUCAACCGUAGUGAACAAUUCACGAAACAAUUCCCCAGAAUGUAUUGUACCCAUUGAUCUGGAUGUGAAAAAGGAAACCAAAGUUAGUGCAAGCAGCAAAAUGAUGCUGAACUGGUUAAAAAACAAAUCUCCCAAGAAGGAAGAGGAGAAAGAAGGUGAUUUACCAAGAUGGUCCAGUCAGUUCAUCCAAACGCCAGCUAAAAGGACAAGUACAAGCUUCAUGGACCAGUGGCUCAAAAAGGAAGACAGAGGACCUUCACCAAAGCAGUCCAAAUUUCUGUGACUUAUUUAUCCAUUCCUUGUAUUCAGGAGCAAAAUAACAGACACCCUCCCCCCACCCCAGCACAUUAGAUAUGUUCUUACUGGACAGAAUCUUUACAUGUGUCAGUUUUUACUGAUUUGAGUAUCUGGUGUAGGGAUUUCUUACUUUUCGCUGAUGUCAAACAGGUUAGCCUUGACAUUUACAAAUAAAGUAUUUUUAUUAUUGUUA